Messenger RNA from Dichotomopilus funicola, 3843 nucleotides. RefSeq lists its product as uncharacterized. NCBI's taxonomy places the organism in Eukaryota, Fungi, Ascomycota, Sordariomycetes, Sordariales, Chaetomiaceae. The record is from RefSeq and is a predicted model, not a curated record. The transcript has a single exon. The coding region runs from base 1 to 3843 and encodes 1280 amino acids.
AUGGUUCUGACUAAGCCUGCACUCGGCGAAGACGUGCAGCUCGGCAUGCUACACGACGUCCGCAGCGGGCAGUUCUUCGCCGGCUUGUCGCUGUGGGACAACAACGUCAUCAACGCUAAGCAACAGGUCGAGGGCCAGCAGGUGCAGGAUCCUGAUUUCACUUACACCACUUCCCUGGAUGAUGCCCGUGUUUGGGCAGGCCUCGACUUGGAGGGUUGCCUCAAUCUGGAUUUAGGCAUCACCAAGGCCACGGGCUGGGCCAUGUACCUCAAGGACAACACAACCAACAUCUACGAGGCGCGAAUCGAUGUCUCAUUCCGGGUGGCCCGUCGCAUACGCCGCAUCCCGCAAAAUACCCUGUCCUUGAUGCAACACCAGCACAACCUUGACGACCCCCGGUUCACACACUUCGUUGCCGAGGUGGUUGAAGGCGGAAGUGCCACGCUCACCUUCGUACAGUCGUGUUCCUCGAGGGAGGAGGCCAAGACAGUUACGAGUCGACUCAAAACCGACAUAGCGAGCUUCCUGGUCGGGAUUGGCACGAGCUUUGACGUCGCCAGUCAGAGUGAGACCGACGCCGAAAACCUCAAGAUUUCCUACAGCGGCGCGAUGGCCGAGGAGGUCAUUGAUAUGGAGCAUGCUCGCGUCAUUGCCCGCGGAAUGCCGACAAAACUGGGACGCCAGUUGAACACGCUUUCUUAUACGCUCCUACCCAUCAGUGACCUCGAGAGUUCCGUGAGACGUGAGGUCCGUGCCAUUGAUGCCAAUCUUGUCGCCAAAGUGGCUGCGGUACUAAAGGCUGGCAGCACCGCAUGGACGGCCCUGACCAAUCUCGCUGAGAAAGAUGUGUUUCGCAUCUCCUUCCCCGCCAUUGAGAAACAGAUUCGAAAUUUCCAAGCCGCUUUCGCGGAGGCAAAAACAGGAUUCACAGCAUCGGCGCGCCGUAUUCUGCCGGAGCUUCGAGACGGCACUACGGAUUACAACACCACAAGCUCCGAGCUCCUAGCGGCUGCUGCUCUCUUCGAGCAGCGCACCAAACUCGCCGAGCAGUUCAUCGCCAAGAAACUCACCGAAGAGUUGGUGCUCGGUGAGACGGUUGCCUCUCUGCUGAAUGAUGGCUUCGAGAAUCGUCUCGGCCCCUUUACUACGACAUCCCUGGCCAAGACUGAGGCGCCCAGGCUGCUGCUGUCGUUCGGCGGUGCCUCAAUAAGUCGUUAUCAGCAUCCGCUCCAGAAGGAGCUGGCAUCGACCACGCUGGAUUCUGCCAGGUCGGGCAGCUUCGAUACACGUAGGAGCACUGCCGAUAGUGAGGACGACGAGGACGACGACGUGGAGGACGAAUGGUUCGAGAACCAACGCACUGUCGCCAACGUGAGGGAAGCCUGCGCGGCACUACGCCAGCAGCGCUUGUUCGCACCCCCAACUGUCAGCUUUGGAGUGUCGAGCAUUGAAAAGGCGUACCGCCCAGUUGCUGGAAGCGGCAAGAUGAAGCGGGUCAAGACUAUCCCGGGCGACAUCGUCCUCCAACAAGACGGCAGGCUCCUCAUUGUCACUAGUUUACUCCCCACAGCACCAGCAGCACCAAAGCUCGCAAUCAAGGAUCAACUUCUCACAGCGACUUGGUCUCGGGAACGGAGUGAAGCCGAAGAACUUGCUAUCCCGACUUCCGGCUUCACCAUUCGCUUCCGUCCUCUCCCCAACGCCUUGAAAGACGGGGCAUUUCCUCGUGCAACACCCAACGAAGCCUUCACCGAAAUCCUCUGCGACGCUGAGACAACCACUGUGGUAAUAGAUAAAAGCAACAACGGGGGAGUCAGCCUCCUUGACGACUGUGACUACGAAGUCACGCUUUGCGUCGAGACCCCUGUAGGGCCAUCGGCCCGAAGCAAGUGUGCUGUGGGCCGCACACUUAGGUUGCCUUCAGUCGCAUCCAGGAUGAUUGACUUUUACUUCAACGACAAGCAGAGACUGUCGUGUCAGAGGAGGGGAGCAACGCCGUGGGAACUCUACCAAACAGGCGGUAAAGAUUCUCUCUUCCUCGGCCUCUCGGUCAAGGCCGAGCGGCGUAGCACCCAGGAACCCUUCCUCGAUGAACUCGCAGUCCGUAUCGUCGAUGUUGCUGCCGAGUUUGAGCCCGAGAUUGAAGCUGCUCUCACGCAAGACCAGGACAACACUAUUGUGGUGGUUUUUGCGGGAACCAGUGGCCAUGGGAAGAGCACCGAGAUCAACGCCUUCAUCUCAUACCUACUGGGCGGUGAAGUAGACGACCCAGUACGCCUCAUGGUCAUCGACGACCGCGGCGCCAACCAAGCGCAGGCGGUGACGCAGUGCGUCACUUGCUACCGCAUCCGGCCCCUUUCUCCCUUGUUCGAGGGUAAGACGUUGCUUAUCGUUGAUACGCCCGGCUAUGGCGAUACGAGGGGCGUCGAACGCGAUGCCUUCGUCACUGCCGCCAUGUCCGAGUUCUUCAAGACCAUUGGGCACGUCAAUGCCAUCAUCUUCACAUGUCGAGCCAACGAGGUGCGCACCACGUUGCUCUCCCCAGUCUCUACGUAUGUCUUCUCGCUGUUCGCCAGGGAUGUCCAAGGCUGUCUCCGCACCAUCUACACCUUCAGCGACGCUGGAGCACCGCUGGCGCGUGCUGCACUCCAGGAACUACAGUGGCCUGUUCAAAAUGGCGAGGUGGAGGUCAACAAUGCCGCCUUCACCAUCGAAAUCGACAACCAGAACGUCGACAAACUUCGUGAUUGGUGGCUCAUGUCGGUCAAGGGCCAGUACCAGGUUAUGCAGAUGCUCUUGCGCAUGCCCCCUGUACCGACGGCACAAAGUGCUGCUGUGACCAAGACCCGCCUCACACUGGAACAAAAGUGCAAGCUGGUUGAGAAGAAGAUCCUCCGCACAGCCAACGACGCCCAAAACCUCAUAGCACGCUUGGAUGCCCUCGCGAACGCUGUGGGCGCCGCCCCGGGAGACAAGAUCUUGGUCAUACAGGACAAGUCGGUCGAAAAGCCCGUUCCAGGUGGCAAGGCGACUACGCUUUGCUUGGACUGCAAUUGGACAUGCCAUAAGAUCUGCGCCUACUCCGACAACGAAGAAAAAAAGUUAUGUGUGGCCAUGACCGGAGAUAAGUGCGACCAGUGCAAGGGGCGGUGCCACUGGACAAGACACAAGAAUGCACAGCACAUCAUAGUUGUCGAGCAGUUCUCGGAGUGGGUAGUGCCUGAGGACCUAAUCAAGCUCUGGAACACCAACAACAACACGCUCGAGGGUGCCCUCCUCAACGCCAUCAACACGUACCUCGCCCUUCAGGAAGAGCUACGGGACGACAUCCUCAUCCUGGCCCAGAUGACCGAAGUGCUCAAGAGUACGGCCCUGCUCCAUGACCCAACCGCGCUGCUGGGGUACAUCCAGACAUUGAUUCUGACAGCGAGGGCGCGCGGUGCACCACCAGAGCAGCUGCUCCAACUAACGACAGCCAAGAACACGCUCCUCCUAACCCUGGAGGUCCGGAAGAGGGGCGUGCAGGCCUCAGUCCAGUCCCAGGUCCUGCUCCAGGUGCUUGGCGCGGUGAGGGAGGAAAUGCACCGCCGCAUGAAGCUCCAGCCGCGCGAGCGUGCAACGGAGGAGGCGAAGUCGUGCAGUUUGUAUAACAAUCUGCGUGAGUGCCUGCCGCCUGAGAUCCAAAGUAAGGCGCCAGACCCGCUCAAGGUGAAGCGCGUGAACUGGAUGGGCCGCACCAUCGCGGGCGCGCUUUAUCCGGAGAACCUCCAAGCUGUCGUGAAACUGGUUCAGGUGGUGCUGAAAGAUGGUGGCGUUGUUGCGGCGCUUGCUGCUGCCAAUUGA